Perognathus longimembris pacificus (Pacific pocket mouse) is the source of this 2341-nucleotide messenger RNA. RefSeq names its product annexin A9 (gene Anxa9). The transcript has 14 exons. The record is from RefSeq and is a predicted model, not a curated record. Gene Ontology annotation, cellular component: cytoplasm. Bases 717 to 1754 code for a protein of 345 amino acids. Gene Ontology annotation, molecular function: calcium-dependent phospholipid binding; calcium ion binding. Lineage: Eukaryota; Metazoa; Chordata; Mammalia; Rodentia; Heteromyidae.
CUCUUCACAGAUAGAAACAAUCCGCUUCUUCCCCACCCAAGCUGGCUGGGUUUUAAUAAGGGAGUUUCUGGGCUGGGACCCCCUGUAGGGUGCAGGCUGGGGUGCCCUACUGGUAUGUGCCCCAACAGGUUUUCCCCUAUCAAUCGUGAAAUCAGCCCAGAGCCUGUCUGACCUGCCCCCCAGGGAGCUGGAGCCGGGAGGCAGAGCUCCCGCAGACGCUGGACUUCAGACACUUCUGGCUUCUGUAGUCCCACCCGGCCCCACAGGGAAACCAGUGCACAAAGCCUCCUGUGUCCGACUGAGCUGCGGAGAGUCAGGCUGAGUUCACUUGCGUGGGUUAAGGCCCAGUUCUUGGGAGGAGAGAUGCUAGGCGGAGAGGUGUUUGUAUGGGGACGGGGUACUGCCUGGUCCUCUCCCAUGGCUGGGAGGGGCCAGAGCCUAAAACAACAGCUGGGUUGGUCCACAAGAGAGGUCAUCUGACCAGCUGCUCAGCUGAGACUGCCCACGCCCCCCUUCUACCAGGCUACACACCAGCUGCUGCCCACAAAGGCAAGCCACUAGGCCACCACAAUACCUAUCUCACCUCUAGCUCCGCUGGGGACCCAUGUCCCCACAAGAACGCAUCUAUCAGGUCAGAGAUUGCACCUGCUGACCCGAAGACCCCAGCCUGAGAUUCCUAGGGAAAAAGGCAGACAACCAGGGAAGCCACUUGUACAAUGUCCGUGAGCAGCGAGAAUGUGGGAUACUCUGUGACCCGAGAGAUACUCAGCUACCUGGGCCUUGCCAACAAGACUGCCGCUUGGGGGACCCUGGGGACCCUCAGGACCUUCUUGAGCUUCAGUGUGGACAAGGAUGUACAGAGGCUGCUGAGGGCCAUUACAGGCCAAGGUGUGGACCACGGUGCCAUUGUGGAUGUCCUAACAAAUCGGAGCAGAGAGCAAAGACAGCUCAUUUCUCGAGCCUUCCAGGAACGAACCCAACAGGACCUGCUGAAGUCACUGCAGGCUGCACUCUCAGGCAAUGUGGAGAGGAUCGUGGUGGCUUUGCUGCAGCCUGCAGCCCAAUUCGAUGCCCAGGAAUUGAGGACAGCCCUGAAGGCCCCAGGUUCUGCUGAAGAUGUAGCCAUGGAAAUUCUUGCCACCCGAGCCCCAGCUCGCCUGCAGGAAUGCCUGGCAGUCUACAAACACAAUUUCCAGGCGGAGGCCCAGGAGGACAUCAGGUGUGAAACCAGUGGCAUGUUGCGGGACCUGCUCCUGGCUCUGGCCAAGGGGGGCCGUGAAAGCUACUCUGGAAUCAUUGACUACAAUCUGACAGAACAGGAUGUCCAGGCUCUACAGCAAUCUGCAAGGCCCAGCUCGGAGGAGCCAUGGGUCCUAAUCUUCACCCAGCGCAAUCCCGAACACCUCAUCCGAGUGUUUAAUCAGUACCAGCAGUGCACUGGGCACGAGGUGGAGGAAGCUAUCAGGAAGCACUUCCCGGAGGAUGCCCAGGCGGCCCUGCUCAGCCUAGCCUCGGUGAUCAGGAACACACCACUGUACUUUGCAGACAAACUUCAGUUAGCCCUGCAGGAAACUGAGCCCAAUUACCAAGUCCUGAUGCGAAUCCUUAUCUCUCGAAGUGAGACUGACCUUCUAAGCAUCCGAGCUGAGUUCAAGAAGAAGUUUGGGAAGUCUUUGUAUUCUUCUCUCCAGGACGCAGUGAAAGGAGACUGCAGGUCAGCCCUGCUGGCCUUGUGCAGAGCAGAAGACAUGUGACAUCUUCUGGCCCAUCGUCCUCAUGUGACAUUCAAGGACAAGAGAUACCUAUGUGUGCUUGAGCCUGCGGUAGUCCAGCUGGGCCUCCAAAUAGAAUAUUUCCAUGGAGUACCACAUACUUGAACUUCUCCUUGAGAGGCUAUACCUUUCUUUUAAAUCCCUUAAAUUCCCAUAUCUCAAAACAUGGUCUUGUCCCAGAGUCUUUCACCUCUGUCUUGGGGUGGGGUAACAGGACCGCUUCCACAGUGUUUGCCCCACUCAUCCUUCCCCUAUCCUGGCCAGAAUAUACUGCUUGUACUUGACUUCUUUGGCAAACGUCACCAUCGUUCAUGGUCCCUGAUUGAAGUUCGGGUGGAACAGGACAUGGACCAGGAAAGAGGCCUUGGAGCUGGAGGCACCUUUGAUGUGUUCUUGGCUACUCAGCAAGGUAUCCUGUUUUUACCUCUGUGAGCAAUCCACACUCUUGGGUCUCCCCUCACCCUCUGUAUUCUCUCAGGAAAUUUGAGGCAAGAUAAUUGAGAAGCAAACACCAGAACAAGGUCAGAAGGUAGCUAAGGACCGUCUACAUGAACUGGCAAGAAAGGAUC